Messenger RNA from Cottoperca gobio, 4518 nucleotides. RefSeq names its product polyhomeotic homolog 2b (Drosophila) (gene phc2b). Gene Ontology annotation, biological process: negative regulation of DNA-templated transcription. Gene Ontology annotation, molecular function: chromatin binding; zinc ion binding; histone binding. Bases 201 to 3047 code for a protein of 948 amino acids. Gene Ontology annotation, cellular component: PRC1 complex; nucleus. The record is from RefSeq and is a predicted model, not a curated record. The transcript is spliced from 15 exons. Lineage: Eukaryota; Metazoa; Chordata; Actinopteri; Perciformes; Bovichtidae.
AAAAGAGUUGCUCUGGCCCACCACUGCUGCCGUUGGGCUGCGAUGAGCCAUCGUCCAGAAAUGGAGUAAAAAAUAUCAGGAAAAACAGCCAGGGAGAGCGGCCAGCGAAGAGGAGCGAGGCUACAAGGCUUUUACGGUAACGGCACAGGAGAGCCAUUCAGAAGAGCCGGGGGUCAAAGGUGAGAAGAGCAGAGGGCACCAUGGAGAGUGAGCCGGGGGCCCCUGCCUCCGCGGCCAACAGUACCGGGACCACCACCUCCACCUCCUCCUCCGCCGCCACCUCCUCCAGCACCACAGCUGCCAGCAGCAGUAGUACCUCUAACACUACUGCUACUACUUCUGCCACCAGCAGCAGCAGUAACACUAACAGUAGUGCCAGUAGUAGUACAGCAGGAAGGCAGGCAAUGCCUCAGAUAUCUGUUUACAGUGGGAUACCUGACCGACAAACCGUGCAGGUGUUCCAGCAGGCAUUACACAGACAGCCUAACACGGCAGCACAGUACCUGCAGCAGAUGUACGCCGCUCAGCAGCAGCAUCUGAUGUUACAAACCGCUGCCCUCCAGCAGCAGCACAACCUCAGCGCCGCUCAGCUCCAGAGCCUGGCUGCUGUACAGCAGGCCAGUAUUGCAGCUGGCAGGCAAAGCUCUUCACAGAACGGCACUUCAUCCCAAACAGGAUCAACUCAGGCUACGAUCAACCUGACCACAUCCCCAGCGGCGGCUCAGCUGAUCAGCAGGGCUCAGAGCAUUGGUUCCACCCCCACCAGUAUUUCCCAGCAGGCUGUUCUGCUGGGCAGCUCAUCUAGCACCACGCUCACGGCCAGUCAGGCACAGAUGUACCUACGCGCACAGAUGGCCCAGCAGAAUAACCUGGUGCAGGUGGCGAGGAGUCUGGGCCGGGCUGGUCCUCUGUCCCCGCAGCUCAUCUUCACUCCAACGGCCACAGUGACGGCCGUCCAGUCAGAGUGCUCCGCGCAGGCCUCCUCACAGAAUCAGGUCCAGAAUCUGGCGAUCCGUGGCCAGCAGGGGGCGACCGCGUCCUCCUCUCACACGCAGACCCUGCAGGCUCUCAGUCUGAAGCAGAGCCCCGUGCCCAUCCAGCCCGCCUCACUGAAGAAUCCCAGCCAAGUAUCGCAGGGUGCCACAGGAGGGAAGGCCGGCUCCUCUGACGGCUCAUCUGAAGCAGGGAAGAAGGGCGACAGCGCAGCGGUCACAGAAGUGCGAGCUAUAAACAUGAGCCGCAAUGUCACAACCAUCAGCGCUCAGCCCCUGAUUGCUCCAGCGUACACGCACAUUCAGCCCCACUCCCUGGUUCAGCAGCACAAGCAGCAGCAGCAGUUUGUGCUCCAUCAGAGUCCAGCUUCCCAGAGGACCACUGGCCAGCUGCUGCAGACGGCCUCCAUUCAACCGUCGCAACACCCCGUACCCGUCCUGCCCAAACCUGCUCCACACCAGCCCGCCAUGACCAGCCAGCAGGCCACCAUCUUCCACUCCACCAUCAGCCCCCACGCCCUCCACUCCUCCCUCAACCACGCCAAAGCUCAGCCUGUCCAGCUCACCGCCAUCAACCUGCAAAUACAGCCAACCCCUUCCAGAUUGAUCCAGGACAAUAAAGAUAAGCCAACCUCACUGGUGGUCAGAGAGACGUGUCCAGCCCCCGCCGUGCAGCAACAGCAACAGCUACAGCAGCAGCAGCAGCAGUCACAGCAGCAGCAGCAGCAGCAGCAGCAACAGCAGCAACAACAGCAGCAGCAGCAGCAGCAGCAGCAGCAGCAGCAGCAGCAGCCACAACAGCAGCAGCCACAACAGCAGCAGCAGCAUCAGCAGCAGCAGCAGCCACAACAGCAGCAGCAGCCACAACAGCAGCAGCAGCAGCAACAGCAGCAGCAGCAGCUACAGCAGCAACUACAGCAGCAACCUGUACCUUCCCCAUCACAACCCACCAAGCCUGUAGAGCAGCCCAAGGUCGACCCCCCCACACCAGCUGUUCAGCCACAAGCAGGCGGGGGCUCAACCAAGAGGCCGAGUGCUGCAUCAGCUGGCACCACACCUCCAACCAUGACCUCAGGAAAUGAGAGCGAAGCGCCCACCGUGACGGGCAGCACGCCGCAGAACGGAGAGAACAAACCCCCGCAGGCCAUCGUCAAGCCGCAGGUCCUCACACAUGUCAUCGAAGGCUUUGUCAUCCAGGAGGGAGCUGAGCCGUUUCCCGUGUGUGUGGAGCGUCUGCCCAUUCUCAUGGACAGCCCAAAGAAGCUGGAUCAUCAGCUCUCCUCAGACCCCGACAAAACCCCCGUCAGCAACGCAGCAAACAGCGACUCCGAGCCCGAGGACAUGAACACGUCAGAAAAAGAGCAGGAACCCAAGCUGACAUGUGAAUACUGUGGAUGGGUCGACUUUGCCUACACGUUCAAAGGCUCUAAAAGAUUCUGCUCUGUGGUUUGUGCAAAGAGGUACAACGUGGGCUGUACGAAGCGGAUAGGCCUUUUCCGUCCGGAGAGGAGUAAACCAACGAAUCGCUGGCGUAGAAGAUCUCAGGGCCGCUCCAGUAUAGAGGCGAAGAAGCAGAAGCUGUCCCCCUCCCCACAGCAGCCUCAGGGCGGAUCCGUAUCGUCACCGCAUCCCUCACAGCCCAGUCAGGAGGAGUCCAGCCCGUGUUCGGACAUGUCCAGCUACGAGGAGCCGCCGUCUCCCCUGUCGGCAGCCAGCUCAGGACCCCUGCCUCCUGCCCCGGCCCCGGCUCAGGUCCCCGUUCACCGGCGUCCGAGCAGAGCCUCGGACCAGGAGGCCUGUGCUGUUAGAGACUCGCCUUCACUCUGUCCGCGCUUCAUACCCAACGACCCCACCAGGUGGAACGUGGAAGAAGUUUAUGAGUUCAUCCGUUCACUGCCAGGUUGUCAGGAGAUAGCGGACGAGUUUCGCUCUCAGGAGAUUGAUGGACAGGCCAUGCUCCUGCUAAAGGAGGACCACCUCAUGAGCGCCAUGAACAUUAAACUGGGACCUGCACUUAAGAUCUUCGCGCGCAUCAACAUGCUCAAAGACUCUUAGCAGGAAAGUGUGUGUGUGUGUGUUCGGCACACGUGCAUUGAUCUUAGUGCUUCUAUUUUUGUGCGAGAGAAGAGCAGAGUGUAAAACGUUGGCAAUGAUGUCUAGCACUGACGACACAGACUGACUGCUGCACUAUGACCUCGCCUACCACCACCACUGGACUGGUUACUUUGAAUCUCACUUAAGCAGACACUCGUAUUCACCUGCAACUGCUCAAUAGCAGGACUGAUGAUGGUUGUAUUAGAGUUGCAGCUCGAGGACUAGAGGUCUGUGUUUACAUGCACUCAGUCCUCACAAAGCUACAAACAGUUUCAUUAUCCAGAUAACACAUCUAGAAACCUUCCUUGAUAAAAGCAGAUGUAAAUGGGGUCUCAGAUUUGGCCAGAGAAAGCGAAAUGGUAACAAUGGACUGCAUUUAUAUAGCACUUUUCCAAGCUUUGCGACCACUCAAAGCGCUUUUACAACACAUGUCAGCAUUCACCCAUUCACACGCAUUCACACAGAAGCAGAGGCUGCCAUACAAGGUGCCGUCUGCUCAUCAGGUUUAAAGGCAACACAGAGGAAAAACACUAAGAUGAAAGAACUCAGUGGUGCCCGGGUUGGGUCAUACUGCAACACAGUCUUUGCUGAAUUAAGGCAUUAAUACAAACUUGAGUAAAGUCUGAAUUAAUUAUUAUAUUAUUAGAGAUGUUUUUGUACAGUUUUGUUAGUGUGCAAAUGAAAGCGAGCCAUUUCUCUUUGUAUGUGUGGCUGGGAACAGAAGAUUGCAUUGAUUAAUUUUCUCAUUUUCAUUCAGUAGAUGCUCCCUUUGCCUUUUUCUCACAAUAAGAGUCUCACGGCUCUUGAAUACAAAGCUUGAAUGCGGAGAAAUCGUUUACGCAGUUUCUUCUGUGGCAUUGAUUUCCCUUUCAUGAGGAACUUGCCAGUUUUUCUCCUGUAGAUUAAAACUGCUUACAAAUUAUUUUUCACCGCUUUUUCGAGAUAAUUUACUAAAAAUACGAUUAAAUACAAUACGAAGUUAUCUGAGGAACAAUGCAGGUGUGCUGCUCUCUUCACACUGCCCAACCUUUGGCACUUAUUUUCCUUUUCGUUUGCUUUAUUGUUAUGAGACACUCCACCUAAAGUGAGAGCAGCAUUUGUGCAGCAAUGUAAACAGGUUUAUUUGUACAUAGCAGCUUGAUUAAGGAGAAAGAUUAACUAAGUGUGAAGCUGUUUUCUUUUUUUAAGUUAUCCUUGUUUUAAAACAAGUGUAAUUAUGUUCAAUAUUUUCGAAAUAUGCAAAUGUAUAAAUAUCAUGGCCUGCGAGAUGUGUUUUUUAAAAUGUUUUUCUUAUGGAAAUAUGUUUAUAUCUAUUUGUGUUUUGUGGCUGUGAUGGAAGGUAAACUUUUUUAGAUAAGGCUGUCAAAUGCUUGUAUUUAUCAAAACAGUUUGUUACGCAACAUUUUUGCAAUUAUAAAUCAUUUGCAUUACA